UUGUUUUGUUUCAGAUACAAUAUGGCAGUCAAAAAACAUGAGUUGGUUGCGGAUAAUCGCAACCAACUGGAUCUGACUGCGUUGGCGCAAUACUUUCAGAUGAUGAAUGAACAGCCGAACUAUCUGCCACCACCUCAAGAGCUUGUUAAACAUUGUCAGGAUAUCGUGAAAUGCUUAGCACGAACAACAGGAACAGAGGAACAAUUAUGGCAACUGCUGCAGCCGGUUGAGAGGUUUUUGCUCCGUGUAGUGACAUCAGUACACGGCGAUGUUCGUCAUGAAGUCUUUACAGCCAUUCUAGACAAAUUCUAUUCCUACAUAUCAGAUCCACAAUCGGACGCGUGUCCAGCGACUGCCGCGGUGUUGGUAGUGAUCGACGAGUCUGAUGACGAGGGUGCUCUGUCAGCGGCCCGUUGGUUGGUCCAGCAGCGUGAGAACGGUCCGGCCGGGGCUGGGCUGAGGGCGGCGCUGUCAUGUCUAUUUAGAUGGCUGUUACAUUGGCACGGGACGCCUGCAUUGGGGAAUUGGAUAGUCGCAUAUAUAAAAGCUUUAGAGGAAAACGAACAAUACGACAUAUUGAUACAAACGAGUUUAGACAACGUGGCCAAACUUCUAUCAUCGAUGGCCAAUCCAGCACCGUUACAUCAGAAAUCAGCUGAUGUUAUUUUUCACGUUCUGUCAUCUCUGCGUGAAUCAGCUGAGGCGUUUGAUAGGAUAUCCACUGAAAUCCCUGAUGUGCUGGUAAGCCUGGCCUCUGACAGUGGCCAGUGGAGCCGCCAGUUGCUACAGACGCUGGUAGACAUACUGACAUCGAUGGUCGAUGGAAUACUUGAAACGCUUAAGGGCGACGCCCAAGACGUAUUCAGAGAUAAAUACGCGGACGUGAUACUGUGCCUGGAGAGGCACAUGGCGACCCGCGGCUGCGGUCACCUGCAGCUAACACCAUGGCGGACCCGGAACGUAUGCGUUUCGGACACACCACACGUCCCCAUGAGGAAGGUUGGCCUCCUCAACCUCGGCAACACAUGCUACAUGAACAGCGUGAUGCAAGCUUUGCUUGUCACCAGGCAGUUCAGUACGCAUGUGAUGCUAAAGAUGACAGCCGUGCCCUAUUGGGCUAAAAUGAGCAUACUGUUCUCAAAGAUGAUGCACUCCGUAUCAACCAAGCUUAACCCGGACGAGUUCUUCAGUGUUGUGAAGCCACCGUUUUUUACGAUGGACAACCAGCACGAUAGUUCCGAGUUUCUCGGAUACCUUUUCGAAUUGCUGCAAUCAUAUGAACACUGCUCGGACAAGAACUUUGAUUAUACGCGCCCUGCCGUUCUGAACGGUGCAAGCCGCCUGCGCAUGUUACAUCCACACGGACAGACACAUACCUCACAAUCAAGUGAUGAACGCCCCGGAACAAGUCAAUCUCGUCGCUCUCUAUCACCAAGACCUGGUAGCAGCGCUGCUGGGAGUAGUUCUGGAUCCUCGCAAUCUUUGAAGCGUCCAUCCACUGACAAUCAGAAUCCAACUCCGAAAAAACGUUUGAGAUUGACCGAAGCAACGUUUUUACGACGGGAUUCGUUUAUAGACAGUAUGUUUGGAGGAGUGCUCCUAACACGAGUUGAGUGCUCUGUCUGCCAUGCUACUUUCCUCUCGCGAGAUGUCUUCAGAGACCUGCAACUGGCCUUCCCCGAAAAAACUGAAGGAUGUCAGCACAGUGUACAAAGCCUCUUAGAAUUCUACUGCUCUAAGGAACGAAUGUCAGGAGACAAUCAAUAUGAAUGCCGAGACUGUGGUGGACUACGUGAUGCUGAGAGGAGCGUCCUCAUUGAAACGACGCCCAAGUACCUCAUUUUAGUUUUGAAGAACUUCAAGUUUGACUCCAAGCUGCAAACUCAGACCAAGCUCAUGCACACCGUGUACCAUAAUCACACCGUGACUUUACCCACGGUCCGUACACAGCCAGUCCACCCUGUAUAUAAUUUGUUUGCUGCGGUUAUACAUGCGGGAACUACUCUCGACUCCGGUCAUUAUUUCACUUUAGCCAAGGACAAUGACCAAUGGCACAAGUUCAACGACGAUGAAGUUAGUUUCGCCGAUGAGAAUCUCUUAAACGGCCUGAGUCGCUCUAGCACUCCGUACAUACUUUUUUAUCGUAGAACUGAUGUUGAAGAGGGCGCAGCACCAUCUCUAGAGGAACUACCUCCCAAACUACAGGAAUCAGUCCUCUCACAUAAUAAGAACUAUGUAGAGACCGUACGACAGAUCCGUCACAAUCGUCCCUGA
Messenger RNA from Danaus chrysippus (African queen), 2274 nucleotides. NCBI's taxonomy places the organism in Eukaryota, Metazoa, Arthropoda, Insecta, Lepidoptera, Nymphalidae. The record is from the annotation of a GenBank genome assembly.